AUGGCGACUCAAACCAGAGGCCACGGCGGCCAUUCUCACCAUCAUCACCAUCACCACCACGACAAUGUCUACCUCACUUCGACGGACAAAAGCGACGCGGGGGUGCGAAUCACCCGGAUCGGCCUGGUUGCCAAUCUCGUCAUGGCAAUCGGGAAGUUCGUCGGCGGCUACGUCUUCCAUUCCCAGGCUCUGAUCGCUGAUGCCUAUCACGCCCUGACCGAUCUUGUUUCCGACUUCCUUACUCUGGGGACCGUCGCUUGGUCCCUGAAGUCCCCGACGGAGAGGUUCCCCAACGGCUACGGAAAAAUCGAGAGCAUUGGUGCGCUCGGAGUGAGCGGGCUCCUGCUGUGCGGAGGCGUGUUUAUGGGCUUGAAUUCGGGUCAGGUUCUGCUGGAUCAGUUCUUCCCGGAUGCCGCGGAAGCGAUUGCUCACUCGGGAGUUUUGGGCCAUGGUCAUUCGCAUAGUCAUGGAAUUGACGCCCUGGGACCGAAUAUCAAUGCAGCGUGGCUUGCUGCCGGGUCGAUUGUCGUCAAGGAAUGGCUUUACCGUGCCACUAUGAAAGUUGCAACCGAACGCAAGUCCUCCGUCCUCGCUUCGAACGCCGUGCAUCAUCGCAUCGACUCGCUCACGAGCAUUGUCGCCUUGUUCACCAUCGGUGGAUCGUACAUGUUCCAGGACGCCUCCUGGCUGGACCCUGUGGGCGGCCUUCUCAUCUCUCUGAUGGUCAUCAAAGCCGGCUGGGGAAAUACGGCGACCUCGCUUCUCGAACUGGCCGACACGACGGUGGAUGACGAGAUCAAGCAAUCUGUGCGCAACGCGGCUACGAAGAUCCUCACCCAACUGGAAGGCUACGAUGCGGUCACAGUCCGCGACGUCCAGGGCAUGAAGUCGGGCCAGAACUACCUCAUGGAGCUCGAACUGGCGGUGCCAGGGGCUUGGCCGAUCAGCCGUUCUCGCGAGAUCGAGCAGGCUGUCCGGCAGGCGGUCGGGGCGGGUGUUCGCGGGGUCAAGCGACUCAAGAUCCGAUUUGUACCCUCGGAACUGGGCCACUCUGAUUUUACGGAGGAAUUUAUUGCCCCGGAGGUUGUUCGACGGAGUAACCCGGAGCUGCAAGAGGGCGAUAUUGACGCUGUACACGAAGCCCACGUGCAUGACCACCAGCACCAGGGAAACGAGCCCCGCAAGACACGCUGA
Aspergillus clavatus NRRL 1 is the source of this 1194-nucleotide messenger RNA. Its product is annotated as cation diffusion facilitator family transporter. NCBI's taxonomy places the organism in Eukaryota, Fungi, Ascomycota, Eurotiomycetes, Eurotiales, Aspergillaceae. The record is from RefSeq and is a predicted model, not a curated record. The transcript is spliced from 2 exons. Gene Ontology annotation, molecular function: monoatomic cation transmembrane transporter activity. Gene Ontology annotation, cellular component: membrane. Gene Ontology annotation, biological process: transmembrane transport; monoatomic cation transport. Bases 1 to 1194 code for a protein of 397 amino acids.